AUGGCCCCAGCUUCCGGGAGCGCCUUGAGCGCAGACUCAAUCCUCGACUACAUGGACAAGAGCCUGCCGACCCCGCCUUCCGACUCAGAACAAUCCUCACUCAUCAAAGAUCCAUUUGCCGCCAUUGCCCUCUUCUCCCAUGCCUGCAUGCUUGCCGUGGGGUUUCGUCUCGUUGGUUUGGGGGAGGACCACAAGAUAGACGCACAAUCAGACCCCCAGGAUGCUCAACCCUUGCCUUCCGAGUGGGACAAAUCCUCUUCCUACGCUUUCCGCUAUGCUCAUUCACAAUCCGCUAUGGAGUACCUCAUCAAGGUGAAUCGAUUAGGAGGCAAGGCUAUCAUAUUUGGGGUUGGUAUGGGUGACGACAAGACUGCCUCGUUCGAGGUCAAGGCCAAUGACUACAUCUCCGAGGGGUCAAUAAAAGACGCAACCCGGGAAUCGAGCAAACUGUCCGCGCUUCGGAAUAUCUUUAUAUCCAAUGGACGAAUUGCAGAUCUCGCGUCACUUUUCAAACUCAACAUCAUCCAGAAACUGGCUCCAGGAAUUCAGAAGGCGGGGUACGAGGAUACAGCUUCCACCGUAGAGCAGCCGCGGCGGCAUGAGGAGACUCGCCCUCCUGAGCGCGACCCGCUACGAGACGAUCAUCCUCCACCAGCACGACCCUAUCCUUUCGACGAUCCACUGGCCAUACCUCCCCGAAGACCCCAUGCGCCUGGGGACUUUCCACCACCCGGUUUUGAAGACGAGUACGAAAUUAAUCGACCUCCACGCGGUAUGCUACCAGGCCAUCAGCCAUUUGGAGGAAUCGGCGACAGAGACCUAUAUCCUCCUGGCCUAGGUCCACAUGACCCUCUCAGGAUAGGACCUGGAGGCGGUUUUCGCGGUGGGGGAGGUAUGCAUCCAACUUUUGACGACCCUUUGUUUGGUGGCCAAGGGGGUCAAAGACCUUUUGACCCUCAGGUACCUCCUGGGGCUCGAUAUGACCCGAUUGGCCCAGGCGACGGUCCGCCAAAUCUUCGCGGAGGGCCACGGUUUCCCGGAGGCGGUGGUAGAGGAUGGGGCGGUAACAAUCCGUUCGGAGGAUUUGGAAGCGGUGACUUUAUAUAG
This is a messenger RNA of Fonsecaea erecta, 1107 nucleotides long. RefSeq lists its product as hypothetical. The transcript has 2 exons. The record is from RefSeq and is a predicted model, not a curated record. Bases 1 to 1107 code for a protein of 368 amino acids. Gene Ontology annotation, molecular function: endopeptidase inhibitor activity; proteasome binding. NCBI's taxonomy places the organism in Eukaryota, Fungi, Ascomycota, Eurotiomycetes, Chaetothyriales, Herpotrichiellaceae. Gene Ontology annotation, biological process: proteasome-mediated ubiquitin-dependent protein catabolic process.